Molecule: messenger RNA, 1692 nt
Organism: Sander lucioperca (pikeperch)
Lineage: Eukaryota; Metazoa; Chordata; Actinopteri; Perciformes; Percidae
Gene: bmp4
Product: bone morphogenetic protein 4
Exons: 4
Coding region: 421-1632 (403 amino acids)
Biological process (GO): SMAD protein signal transduction; negative regulation of apoptotic process; negative regulation of transcription by RNA polymerase II
Cellular component (GO): extracellular region
Molecular function (GO): cytokine activity; BMP receptor binding; growth factor activity
Source: RefSeq, a predicted model, not a curated record
CCAUAGAUGCUGGAUCAUUUGGAGAAUCUGGCCGUCCUGCGCACCACCCGCCAUCACGAGCUCCUGGAGACGGAUAGGAAACCCCGCUGCAGACCCCGAGCGCCGGCCUUCACCCCGACCCCGUCUCCUCUUGUUCGUUUAGAGGUGUCGCUAAAGGAUUAAUGAGCCAAAAAGGCUCCCAACUUCUCCUUUAAGGCUAAUUUCGGGGUUUUUCGGCUUGUCGUCUGGACUGCCUUACAUCUUCCCUUUCAUAUUCCCUUCAUUCGAGGAUACCUGUACCUCUACUGAUGGAACAGGGUCACUCCAACGUUCUCCUGCAGCCGCCCAACACCACCUAACAUUUCCUGGAAGAACGUGUCCAUUGCCUGCUCCCAACAAACAUGGACUGUUUUCCCAUGCUUUAUUUUCUGUCGAGACAUCAUGAUUCCUGGUAAUCGAAUGCUGAUGGUCAUUUUAUUAUGCCAAGUCCUGCUGGGAGAGAGCAACCAUGCUAGUCUGAUACCUGAAGAAGGGAAAAAGAAAGUACCGGGCCUGCAGGGUCGUUCGGCCGCUCAGAGCCAUGAACUGCUGCGGGACUUUGAGGCCACACUGCUGCACAUGUUCGGCCUCAAGAAGCGGCCACGGCCCAGCCGCUCAGCCACUGUGCCUCGCUACCUGCUGGACCUCUAUCGGCUACAGUCGGGGGAGGCUGAGGAGGGCGGGGCACACGACAUUGCUUUUGAGUACCCAGAGAGGUCAGCCAGCCGGGCCAACACAGUGAGGGGAUUCCACCAUGAGGAGCACAUGGAGAGGGUGCAUGAUCUGUAUGAUGGAGAAACCAUGCCCCUUCGCUUCCUAUUCAACCUCAGCAAUAUCCCAGAGGACGAGCUUCUCUCCUCUGCCGAACUGAGGCUCUACCGUCAUCAGAUUGAUGAGGCCAUCGCUGACGCCUUCUCAGACCACCAGGGGCUUCACCGGAUAAACGUGUACGAGGUGCUGAAGCCGCCGCGGCCGGGGCAGCUAAUCACGCAGCUCUUGGAUACGCGGCUUGUGCGGCACAACGCGUCGAGCUGGGAGAGCUUUGAUGUGAGCCCUGCAGUGCUGCGUUGGACUCGCGAGGGCCUACCAAAUUAUGGGCUGGCCGUGGAGGUUCUGCAUCUCAACCAGACGCCACGCCACCAGGGCCGACACGUCCGCGUCAGCCGCUCACUGCACCAGGAACCUGGCGAGGACUGGGAGCAGCUACGCCCCCUCCUGGUUACCUUUGGCCACGACGGGAAGGGUCACCCGCUGACCCGCCGGACCAAGCGCAGCCCCAAGCAGCGGGGCCGUAAACGCAACCGCAACUGCCGGCGCCACUCACUAUAUGUGGACUUCAGCGAUGUAGGCUGGAAUGACUGGAUAGUGGCGCCCCCUGGUUACCAGGCCUAUUACUGCCAUGGGGAAUGCCCCUUUCCUCUGGCGGAUCAUCUGAACUCAACCAACCAUGCCAUUGUUCAGACACUGGUGAACUCUGUGAACAACAACAUUCCCAAGGCCUGCUGCGUGCCAACAGAGCUCAGCGCCAUCUCCAUGCUCUAUCUAGACGAACAUGACAAGGUGGUCCUAAAAAACUACCAGGAAAUGGUAGUGGAGGGCUGCGGCUGCCGCUAACACACAAACUAACAGGAACUUGGCCUGGCGCCAUGAAAAAAAGUAACAUGGACGCUAAAA